This is a messenger RNA of Magnolia sinica, 2010 nucleotides long. Its product is annotated as chaperone protein dnaJ 15. The transcript has 11 exons. The record is from RefSeq and is a predicted model, not a curated record. Bases 432 to 1658 code for a protein of 408 amino acids. NCBI's taxonomy places the organism in Eukaryota, Viridiplantae, Streptophyta, Magnoliopsida, Magnoliales, Magnoliaceae.
AAGAAGAAAACAACCCCCUCGUUUUUUUAACGAGAACACCGCAUUUCAUUAGUUUUACAGAAACGACGGAAAAUCAAAACGAGAAGAGGUGCAGCUAUCGAUUUUUUUGGACCUUAUAAUAUCAGGUACGCUGAUUAGAAUUCCGUUCUCGCGUCGUCUUAGAUCCGUGCCGAUUCUUGGAUUUUCAUUCCUACCCUUUUGCCGAUGUUUUCAGAAUCUGACGAUCUUUUGUCGGUUAUUUGAAACCCUAGGCCAUUGAAUUCCGAAGCAUUGGAUCGUGAAUUGAGGGAAUCGUGAUUUGGUAGGUUUGGGUUUUGGAGGAUUGAUGGAAAGAUAGAGGUAGAAGAAGAGAGAGAAAGACAGAGAGAGAGAAAGAGACAGAGAGAGAAAGAUACAGAGGGAGAAGGCGAGGGAGAGAGAGAAGAGAGAGGAUGGCGUCUGCGAAGAUGGGAGGUCCUUCAGCACCCGCCGUCCGUCGAGAUCCAUACGAGGUCCUGAGCGUGUCCCGGGAUUCGUCCGACCAGGAGAUCAAGACUGCGUAUCGGAAGCUUGCUCUCAAGUAUCACCCCGACAAAAAUGCCAGCAACCCUGAAGCUUCAGAACUUUUCAAAGAGGUGGCAUAUUCAUACAGCAUCCUUUCUGAUCCAGAGAAACGAAGGCAGUAUGAUAAUGCAGGGUUUGAGGCUUUGGAAAGUGAGGGCAUGGAUAUGGAGAUCGACUUAUCCAAUCUUGGAACUGUCAAUACGAUGUUUGCGGCUCUCUUUAGCAAACUAGGUGUUCCUAUCAAGACGACAAUUUCUGCUACAGUUCUUGAAGAGGCAAUGAAUGGAACAGUCACAGUUGGACCACUUCCUCUUGGGACAUCAGUUAGUGGAAAGGUAGAAAAGCAAUGCGCUCACUUCUUCGGGGUGACAAUCAAUGAUCAGCAAGCCCAAGCAGGGAUUGUAGUUAGAGUUACAUCAGCUGCACAAAGCAAAUUCAAGCUCCUUUAUUUUGAACAUGAGGCAAAUGGUGGUUAUGGGUUGGCAUUACAGGAAGAUAGUGAGAAGACUGGCAAGGUUACAUCCGCGGGGAUGUAUUUUUUACAUUUUCAAGUAUACCGCAUGGAUACAACGAUGAAUGCGUUAGCGAUGGCUAAAGAUCCAGAGGCUGCUUUCUUCAAAAGGUUGGAAGGUCUACAACCUUGUGAAGUCUCAGAGCUAAAAGCUGGCACCCACAUAUUUGCUGUUUACGGGGAUAAUUUUUUUAAGACUGCUUCCUAUACCAUUGAGGCUAUUUGUGCGAAGACAUUUGAAGAGACGACGGAGAAGCUUAAGGAUAUUGAGGCUCAGAUUUUGGCAAAGAGAAACGAAUUACGUCAGUUUGAAACAGAAUACAGAAAGGCCUUGGCACGCUUUCAGGAAGUCACCAACAGAUAUAGCCAAGAAAAGCAAUCUGUUGACGAGCUAUUGAAACAAAGAGAUGGUAUCCAGUCGUCAUUCACCACAAUGAGAACGGUUACCAAUGCGAGGGCAAGCGCGAGCAGUAGCAAAACUGCCAAUGAUGAAUUCAAGGCUGAGAGCCCGGCAGAGGAUGGAAAUGCAGAUGGAAAGGAUAAAUCCUCCAAGAAGAAAUGGUUCAAUCUCAAUCUUAAAGGCUCCGACAAAAAGCUGGGCUGAAAGGGCUUCCUUCCCUAAGUAUGAGCACAAGAUUGAGGCUGCCCGCUUGUAUUGUUGAAAAGUUCUUACUUUCCAUCCUCAUGCAUGCUAAUACAGGCACAGCCACCUGUGUAGGGGUCAGUGAAGGUCAGCGAUGUAUUUCUUUUUCUUCAUUUUUUUUUUUUUUUUGGUUAUGUUUUGUUAUAGAUUUUACAAUUUGAUUCUUGCAUGAAAUCUCAUUUGGAUGGCAUGUGUAUUUUUGUUUAUCCAUUAAAUGGGUCGAUCUCUUCACUCCCAAAACAGUUGCCUGUAGCAAUAUGAAAAAUAUAAACAUAUAUGGAUGUGAAAUCGUAAUAAAAACACAUUCUUUUCA